Cyphellophora europaea CBS 101466 is the source of this 1590-nucleotide messenger RNA. RefSeq names its product homoserine O-acetyltransferase. The record is from RefSeq and is a predicted model, not a curated record. The transcript has a single exon. The coding region runs from base 1 to 1590 and encodes 529 amino acids. Lineage: Eukaryota; Fungi; Ascomycota; Eurotiomycetes; Chaetothyriales; Cyphellophoraceae. Gene Ontology annotation, molecular function: L-serine O-acetyltransferase activity; homoserine O-acetyltransferase activity. Gene Ontology annotation, biological process: L-homoserine metabolic process.
AUGGCGGGCCCGCGUGGUGUCCAGAUCGCUGCUCGCCUUCUCCAGCGGGGCACCACGUCCACGAGUCUCGUGCAGGCAGGGCACCGACCCAAUUUCGCUCUUUGGAGUUCUUCUCCCGGCAGCUCUAUAGCAAAACGGGCACUAUUCCAUGCGAAGCCCGCGCAAGCGGCUCAACCUGCUGUUGCCGAGACCGAGCAAGAUGACCAACUCGAAUCCUCCAACCCUGCCAUGUCGUUUCCAUGCCUGGACGCUCAAGAGCAGAAAACAGCAAGGUUACAAAGCCGAUCGAUGGACUCUGGCCCAGAGCCAUCAUACACGACCGGAAAACACCUUGUAUUUCGCAGCAGGGAGCCCUUCUUGCUGGACUGGGGAGGAACUUUACGAGAAUUUGACGUUGCGUACGAGACAUGGGGCGUGUUGAACGCAGACAAGAGCAAUACCAUACUUGUUCAUACCGGCCUAUCCGCCUCGAGCCAUGCUCACAGCACCGAAGCCAACCCCAAGCCCGGAUGGUGGGAAAAGUUCAUCGGUCCGGGCAAAGCUUUGGACACUGACAAGUACUUUGUGAUCUGCACGAAUGUCAUCGGAGGCUGCUAUGGCUCGACGGGCCCUUCAUCGGUCGAUCCCUCUGACGGCCAAAGAUAUGCCACGCGCUUUCCAAUCCUGACUAUGGACGACAUGGUCCGGGCCCAGGCGAGGUUGCUGGAUCAUCUUUCGAUUGACAAGCUGUACGCAAGUGUGGGCGCAUCCAUGGGUGGCAUGCAGUCGCUGGCAUUUGGUGUCCACUUUCCGGAGCGCGUUGGAAAGAUUGUCUCCAUUUCCGGCUGCGCACGCUCUCAUCCGUACAGUAUUGCGAUGCGACACACGCAACGCCAGGUCUUGAUGAUGGAUCCCAAGUGGAACCGAGGCUUCUAUUACGACGGCAUUCCCCCUCAUUCCGGCAUGAAACUUGCUCGCCAAAUUGCGACGGUGACUUAUCGCAGCGGUCCAGAGUGGGAGCAGCGCUUUGGUCGCGCACGUGCUGAUCCUUCAAAGCCCCCCGCACUAUGUCCUGACUUCUUAAUUGAGACAUACCUGGACCAUGCAGGAGAGAAGUUCAGCCUGGAAUAUGAUCCAAAUUCUCUUCUAUAUGUCUCCAAAGCGAUGGACAUGUUCGAUCUUGGCGCAGCACAUCAGAAAGAUACGCGCCAGCGGCGUGCGGAAAACCAGUCUCGGCUAAACCAGCGCAAGAAGAACGUCAAAGACGAUCCAUCGUGCAGUCUGAGUUUACCCGAUCAGAAAUACGAGGAGACAGUUGCAACCGCACCUAUGGAUGAGUCAGUGGUCUCAUCACCAAAAGACAACCCCCCACAGGACCUGGUCGACGGCAUGAAAGCUCUGCAGCAUCAUCCAGUGCUUGUUAUGGGAGUGUCCAGCGACAUCUUAUUCCCAGCAUGGCAGCAGAGUGAGAUUGCGGAAACGAUCCGAGCUACAGGUAAUACCCAGGUACAACAUAUUGAGCUCGGAGAAGAUAUCAGUUUGUUCGGCCACGACACGUUUUUGCUCGACACGAAGUACAUUGGAGGUAAUCUGGGCAAGUUCUUAGCAUGA